Molecule: messenger RNA, 2070 nt
Organism: Saccharomycopsis crataegensis
Lineage: Eukaryota; Fungi; Ascomycota; Saccharomycetes; Ascoideales; Saccharomycopsidaceae
Exons: 1
Coding region: 1-2070 (689 amino acids)
Molecular function (GO): protein binding
Source: RefSeq, a predicted model, not a curated record
AUGUCCUACAGAGCUCCUUCAAGACAGCAACAACAACACCAACAACAGGCCCCAGGCUCGUAUACUGGUGGGUCUUCUACCAACAGUCUCACGUUGGUGCAAAAGCCUCUGAUGAACGAAAUCAAUGAUUCAAGGAAAAGACAAGCCAAGAGAGAUGAGGCCAUUAGAAGAAAGAUAGAAAACGACUUCUCUAAAAAGAGAAAAGAGAUUUCUGGCAGAGGCCUGAAGAAGUCUACCCGCCACAAGGCAAUUCCUGGGUCAGUUCUGUCUUUACGCCCCAACGAGCCAAUAUUAUGUAAAACCACCACCACUGUAUUAGAAGCAGCACGCUUGAUGGGGGCCAAAAGAGAAAACUGCAUUCUUGUCGUCGAUGAUAAGAACCGGUUGGUGGGGAUCAUAACUGCCAAAGAUUUAGCCUUCAGAGUGGUUGCCAGUGAAGAAGCUCCGUUCCAUCCAGUGGAAAAAUUCAUGACAAAAAAUCCUUUAUGUGUAACCGACGACACCCCUGCUGGUGAUACUUUGAAUUUGAUGGUCCAAAAAGGGUUUAGACAUUUGCCGAUUUUGGACUCAGAAGGUCAAAUCUCUGGGGUUUUGGAUAUCACCAAAUCAUAUCAAGAAGCCAUGGAAAAACUUGAAAGAAUGUACGAAUCUUCUAAGAAAUUGUACGAUGCUUUGGAUAAUGUCAAUCAAGAAAUCGGUAUGGGUCAGCAACCUUUCCAAGUGGUCAAGUAUUUUGAAAAUUUGAAAGAUUUGAUGGGAGGUCCAGUGUUGGAAAAUGUUUUAGAUGAAACAACUUUGCCAGUGUAUACCAAUGUCAAGUCAUCGGUGUUGGAAGCAGCUAAACUAAUGGAAGAAAAUAGAACCACAGCUGUUUUGGUCAAAGACUCUAAUAACGAAGAAGUUACUGGGAUCUUUACCUCCAAGGAUAUCGUCCUCAGAGUCAUUGCUAGUGGACUUAAUCCUUCUACUUGUAGUAUUGUUAGAGUCAUGACCCCACAACCAGAUUGUGCUACCAAGGACUUGACAAUUCAUGAGGCCUUGAGAAAAAUGUUCGAUGGACACUAUUUGAAUUUACCAGUUAUCGAGGAUAACGAAAUCAUUGGAAUUGUCGAAGUUUUGAAAUUAACUUAUGCCACGUUGAACCAACUCAAAGUGGUGAAAUCUAACGAAGAUAACGAAAAUCCUAUUUGGAAUAGAUUUUGGACCACAUUGGAUGACACUGAUUCUAUGCAUUCUGACUCGUUCUCUCAUCCAGAUAGUUCCACUAACCCAACCCAAUAUUCGCCAAUUUCUAAUCAUCAUCCACAUAACGAAUUGACCCGUCUUAAUAGUGAGGUUCGUCCAACCGAUUCGAUUUCCUGUGCCAACGAACGGGUUGGUUAUGAUGGGGGUAGUUCAGUCCACGAUGCUGACGAUGCGAGACAUUCAUUUAUAGAAUUCCAAACUGCAGAGCUCCCGUUCGGAUUCAAAUUCAAAUCUCCUACAGGAAGAGUUCAUAGAAUUACUGUCAAACCCAAAGAUGGUAUUUUGACCUUGAGAUCUUUAAUCAUGGAAAAACUUCAAGCACACGAAUUAAAGUUAUUACUGGGACCGGCACCGGUUGAUGAUAGUGACGAUGAUGAUGCGUGCUUUGAUGAUGAUGAUAGUGAAGUUGGGUUUGCACGGAAACUGACAGACCAGCAAUACAACAAACUGUCGAACUUUGCAAUUUCUUACCGUGAUGAUGAGGGUGAUUUAGUCGCCAUCACCACGGAUCAGGAUUUGACAGACUGUGUUUUAAUCAGCAAAAAGCUCAAGUUCAAUAAAGCUGACAUUUUCAUUCAUAAUCCAAGAGAAUCGAUUGAAAAUAUCCUUACAGUUUCCAAACCGUUGACUAAAAAUAUCCCAACGAGCAAAAAUAUUCAUAAUAAUUCCGAGCAUCACCAAAAGAAUCCAAAGAUCUUUUAUGCCCCUCCAAAGGAGGAAGAAUUUAUCCCUGGUGUUCCAAAUCAACUUUUGCUUCCUGGUGCUAUUGUUAGUUUAGCUAUUUCAAUUCUUGUGGUUUUCACAUUUAGUGGCAACAGACGUUAA